AUGACAUCAUUAUCUAAAUUUCAGCUUGAUUCACCCGCUGUGACACUCUUGAGCCCAGAAGCUAUCAGUAAUGUUCCCUUUAACGGUUUCGAAAUAUCAAGAGUGAGAUGCCAAAUACAUCCUUCAGUAAUUAUAUCCAUGCUCAAUGCACAUAAUCGCCUGAGUGAAUUAUAUGGAUUUGCAAUUGGGACUUUACUUGGUAGCGUAUCUAUUGACCCAAAUAAUAUUAACAAUAAUGGAGUGAUUGUUGAUAUUGCUGACUGUUUUGCCAAUCCUUUUCAUUACGAUUCCGCUUCUAAUUCUCUGAACAUUCAAAGAGAGCCUCAUGAAUGGAUGCUUCGUUUACGUGAAAAAAUAAAUCCAAAAUUAGUUGUUGUAGGAUGGUGCUGCACCAGUAGAUCCAUGACAUAUCCAACAGCUAUAAGUGAAUGGGCUCAAAUAGAACAGAAAACAAGUCGGUUUUUUCCCACAAAACUACUUCCUGAACCUGUUCAUUUGUUGAUUGAUCCAUUGUUUACAAAUAGUGAUAGCUUACUUGGAGGAACAAAAGAGAAAAAAAUUCCAGCAGAUCCUCAAAUUGGCCGCAAACUGAUGGAAGCCGUCUCCGUGAAAACAUUGCUACCCAAAAAACAAUUAAAAACUUUACUCGAAGAAUCAAUACAAGAUAAUUUAUUGAUAGCUUAUCUAUUAAAUUUGGCUCGUUUGCAGUUUAUAGUAGCUGAAACUAUUGCAGGUGUUUCAAACCAGCAACAAUAA
Danaus plexippus (monarch butterfly) is the source of this 756-nucleotide messenger RNA. RefSeq lists its product as uncharacterized. Bases 1 to 756 code for a protein of 251 amino acids. The transcript has 3 exons. Gene Ontology annotation, molecular function: translation initiation factor binding; metallopeptidase activity; translation initiation factor activity. Gene Ontology annotation, cellular component: eukaryotic translation initiation factor 3 complex, eIF3m. The record is from RefSeq and is a predicted model, not a curated record. Lineage: Eukaryota; Metazoa; Arthropoda; Insecta; Lepidoptera; Nymphalidae. Gene Ontology annotation, biological process: translational initiation.